Messenger RNA from Polyodon spathula (Mississippi paddlefish), 3014 nucleotides. It is a transcript of the gene dpagt1, whose product is annotated as dolichyl-phosphate (UDP-N-acetylglucosamine) N-acetylglucosaminephosphotransferase 1 (GlcNAc-1-P transferase). The coding region runs from base 695 to 1921 and encodes 408 amino acids. Gene Ontology annotation, cellular component: membrane. The record is from RefSeq and is a predicted model, not a curated record. Gene Ontology annotation, biological process: protein N-linked glycosylation; dolichol-linked oligosaccharide biosynthetic process. Gene Ontology annotation, molecular function: UDP-N-acetylglucosamine-dolichyl-phosphate N-acetylglucosaminephosphotransferase activity. NCBI's taxonomy places the organism in Eukaryota, Metazoa, Chordata, Actinopteri, Acipenseriformes, Polyodontidae. The transcript is spliced from 9 exons.
AGCAGCAAAGCGGAACUAGUUUAUAUUGUGGCAGAUAGUCAUUUGCUUUAAUGUAUGUAGCUAUAUAUGAAACGUCUGUUUUGUUUUUUGCUAGAAGAUAUCAGUUGUCACAACAGUAAUAAGAGCUGUUAAAUACUAAUCAAAAUGUACAAACCGAAAUUUAGUUUGGAGACAGACAGCGAUCAAUGAGUUAAAGCGAUCAAUGGAGUUAAACUAUACGGUUCGUUUACAUUAAAAUCUACAAAUAGGCGGUAAAUAAAUAAUAUUAUAGCAUAUUUUCUGGUUGGGGAGCAGUCAUUUUGAAGUGCAGUGUUUCUGCGAUCUGGCGGAAGCGAAAGUCAUGCUAUUUUGUUGAAUUGUUUUAAAUUAAACUUGACGGCGGUGUCAUACGAUAUGAUUAGAACUAGUAAUAUUAAUUUGAUCUCACGCUUCGUACCAGUAGCAAGCGCGAAUAAUGUCAGCGAUGACCACAAUGACAGCGCUGCACCUGCAGUCAAACUCUGACGAGUCUGGAAAACAGUCAAGGAACACACUCGCUUAGGGUAGUCUUGGGAUUGCCCGGUUCUUGUAUUCUGGGUUUUUUUCUGGGUAUUUUGUUUUGCAUACUGUAGUAACUCACGACCCCUCCGUUGCGUGUGCUCGAGUGAUCCAUUUCUUAAGCUGUACAUAUAUUUAAUUCCCAAGUCGUCUGAAAAUGUGGACCGUAUCGCCACCCUUUUUUCCCCUGCUCAUAAGUUUCUGUAGCUCGGCCCUGGGCUUUCUAGCGACCUUGAAGCUGAUCCCAGCCUUCAAGGAGCAUUUCAUAUCAGCCAGACUGUCCGGGGUGGAUCUGAACAAAGUCAUAAAGAGGGAAAUCCCCGAGUCCCAGGGAGUGAUCAGCGGAGCUGUGUUCCUCAUCAUCCUCUUCUGCUUCAUCCCUGUACCCUUUCUCAGCUGCUUCGUGGAGGAGCAGUGCAAGCGCUUCCCUCAUGACGAGUUUGUGCAGCUGAUCGGCGCCCUCCUGGCCAUCUGCUGCAUGAUCUUCCUGGGCUUCGCGGACGACGUGCUCAACCUGCGCUGGAGGCACAAGCUGCUGCUGCCCACCAUGGCCUCCCUGCCCCUGCUCAUGGUCUACUUCACCAACUUCGGCAACACCACCAUCGUGGUGCCCAAGCCCUUCCGAGCCCUGCUGGGACUGCACCUGGACCUGGGUAUCCUGUACUAUGUGUACAUGGGCAUGCUGGCGGUGUUCUGCACCAACGCUAUCAAUAUCCUGGCCGGGAUCAAUGGGAUCGAGUCAGGCCAGGCGCUCCUCAUAUCCGCCUCCAUCAUCCUCUUCAACCUGCUGGAGCUCAACGGUGAUUACAAGGAUGACCACAUUUUCUCUCUCUACUUCAUGAUCCCUUUCUUCUUCACCACUCUGGGUCUGUUCUACCACAACUGGUACCCCUCUUCUGUGUUCGUGGGAGAUACCUUCUGUUACUUUGCGGGGAUGACCUUUGCCGUGGUGGGGAUCCUGGGCCACUUCAGCAAGACCAUGCUGCUGUUCUUCAUCCCUCAGGUGCUGAACUUCCUGUACUCCCUGCCUCAGCUCUUCCAUGUGGUGCCCUGCCCCCGGCACCGCCUCCCCAGGCUGGAUCCUGCUACAGGGAAGCUGGGGAUGAGUUACUCCAAGUUCAAGAGCAGGGAUCUCUCCAAGCUGGGAGAGCUGCUACUGAAGGUGGCGGCAGCGCUGCGCGUGGUUGAGGUGCGCCGAGGGCUGGAGGAGGACGGGGAGUUCAUGGAGUGCAACAACCUGACGCUCAUCAACUUCGUGCUGAAGCUGAUCGGACCCACUCACGAGAGGACUCUCACUGUCAUAAUGCUGCUGAUCCAGGUGCUGGGCAGUGCCGUGGCUUUUGGGAUUCGCUACCACCUGGUCAGGCUGUUCUACGAUGUUUAAUGAAGCUUGAAGACCUUCAUCAAGACGGGGGGAGUGGGGGGCUUAUUAAUUCUUUCUUUUUUUAAUUCUCGAUUAUGUCUGCACUUUUUUUUUUUUUUUUUUGGAUUGAGUGGUGCAGUGUCCCUGUGAGUUUCAGAUCCUGGUUUAAAUGGGGAACCCCUGCAAAGACUCUCUUGUCACCCAGUUACUGAAGAUUGGCCGAUCCCAGUGAAACCAAUAGGAAUGGAAACCAAUGACUCUCGGAUCCCAGUUCUCCACUUCAGAACCUCAGAAUUCAGAAUGGGCUGGAGGUUUUCACCCCCACCCCCCAGCAGGAGAGAAGGGGGAGGGAGAUCUGGUUUUACUGCUUGCUGUGUACAGAACAUUUGGAGAUAGUUAUAGAGAAGAGUCUGCUCUCAGCUCUUGUGGACCUCAAUGAAGACCAGUACAUACUGUGAACUGGAUUUAGAUAUAGAUCUCAAAUAAUAAUGUGUUUUAACAAGAUUUCAUCAUGGAUGCUGUGUUGAUUCACAAGCUUUAACUCUGUGUUCCAGGUUCUGAGGAAUCACACGGUGCCCUUUCUCUUUGUCAAAGUGAGGAAAGGCAUGUUACCUAGUGUCAGCUGCAUGGCAAUAAAAAACAGGAAUGCCAGGACAUUGUUCUUCUUUGUCAUCUUUCCCAUAUAUAUAUAUAUAUGACCCCAGGGUUCUGGAACAUAGAUUCGUUAUUUACGGUACCAGUGGUAUUUAAAUAAAAAGUUUUUUAUUUUUGUUUUGUUUUUUUAAAAAAACAUUUAGAAUCAUCUUUAAAGGGAAAGUAUUUUAACCACAAUGUUUUUAUUUUUUUAUUUUGACUUCAUUGUUUUUUUUUUUUUUUCCUUACCUGAUUGAUAGCUACCAAAUAGCUGCCAAAACUGAAAGCGACUGUAUACCUGUCCAGCACACACACCCAUUACCUGGUGCAGGCAUGAGAAUUACUUAUGUAAAUGACAAACUAGGCUGUUUUUACUGUAGUAGAUGAGCUAGAUUAUUUAAUCAUUCUGUAUUGCGAGCUUGUGAUUAUUUAAACGAUCAUAAAAUAAAGAUUUAUACGCAUGCACGCAUGUGUACAGUUU